Molecule: messenger RNA, 513 nt
Organism: Seminavis robusta
Lineage: Eukaryota; Bacillariophyta; Bacillariophyceae; Naviculales; Naviculaceae
Source: the annotation of a GenBank genome assembly
AUGAAGAUCAUUGCUGCCAUUUCCCUUCUUGCCGCUUCGGCUUCUGCCUUUUCUGUGGACAGCAUCCCCGGUGCCAUUGCCCCAACUGGUCUUUUUGAUCCUCUUGGCUUUGCCGCCAAGGCUGACGAACCAACCCUCAAGCGAUACCGCGAGGCUGAACUCACCCAUGGCCGUGUUGCCAUGCUUGCCACCAUUGGUUUCUUGUCAACCCUGUCUUCUGGAUUCUUGUUGGGUGCUGGUAUUGCCAAGGCCGAGACUCAACGUGCUGAGAUUGGCUGGGUUGAGCCCAAGAAUGUCCCCUUUGACAAGCCUGGUCUCUUGAGGGACACCUAUGUCCCCGGUGACAUUGGCUUUGACCCCCUUGGAUUGAAGCCUGAAGACCCUGAAGAGUUCUUCCAAAUGCAAACUAAGGAACUCCAAAAUGGACGUCUUGCCAUGCUUUGGGCUGGCUGCUGGUUUCCUAGCACAGGAGCUUGUCAAGGAAAGGGAAUCAUCGAGAACCUUCUCAACUAA